This is a messenger RNA of Thecamonas trahens ATCC 50062, 4752 nucleotides long. Its product is annotated as sensor protein. Bases 1 to 4752 code for a protein of 1583 amino acids. Gene Ontology annotation, biological process: phosphorelay signal transduction system; phosphorylation. NCBI's taxonomy places the organism in Eukaryota, Apusomonadida, Apusomonadidae. The record is from RefSeq and is a predicted model, not a curated record. The transcript has 7 exons. Gene Ontology annotation, molecular function: phosphorelay sensor kinase activity; protein binding.
AUGGACGCCGCAAGCAGUGAGUGUCCAGGGGAUGCGACUCGUGGUGAAGCUGCGGAUUCUGCCGAGGCUGUGGCUCUUGCUGCGGAUUCUGCCGAGGCCGAGGCUCUUGCUGCGGAUUCUGCCGAGGCUGUGGCUCUUGCUGCGGAUUCUGCCGAGGCUGUGGCUCUUGCUGCGGAUUCUGCCGAGGCUGUGGCUCUUGCUGCGGAUUCUGCCGAGGCAGAGGCUCUUGCUGCUGAUUCUGCCGAGGCUGUGGCUCUUGCUGCGGAUUCUGCCGAGGCAGAGGCUCUUGCUGCGGAUUCUGCCGAGGCCGAGGCUCUUGCUGCGGAUUCUGCCGAGACCGAGGCUCUUGCUGCGGAUUCUGCCGAGGCUGUGGCUCUUGCUGCGGCCUCGGGGUUUGAGAGCGAGGUCGAGGUGGCGGGUGGAAGCUUGAGCUUCCCAGGCUUUCACUCGAGCGGGGCGUCGUUGGAAGCGAGCAGGGCAUCGAUGGUCUCAAACAGAGAGAGUCCCAAGACUUUGGGCAGCAACAAGGUGGAGGAGCCGACGAAGAUUUUGUCUGCCAAGUCCAAGAGCAAGGCCGACGAGGAAGAACAGGCGCUGCGGAUGCUGUUGGCCGGCGAAUCGCUGCGUAUGUCUUCGCAGGAGCGCGAUAUAUUCUACGCAAGCUCGACGUCGCUAAUUGGGCGCGAGCUGACCCGUGAUCUCGAGCCGAACGACCGCAUGCAGCUGCAAGAGGCCGGCGUGCUCGACGCGCGCGGAAGGCUGCUCGCACAGACACCCAUCGUCUCACCGCAGUUUCUCGACUCUGCAAAGAGCUCCAGUACUUCGGAUCAGAUGCCGACGCCGCAUGUGUGUGAUCUGGGCGAACUGGGGCUGGACCUGCUGUCGGACGGCGAGCACACGACAAGCGUGUCGUCAGACAGUGGGGACUCGAUGUCGGACGAGGAGGCACAGUUCGAGAUCCGGUGCGAGCUGGCACGGAUGAACCUGCGGUCGCGGGGCGAAGCGGUCAUUCCCGCGUCACUGAUGGCGCUGGUAGAGACGUGCUCGGCUUCGACGUCGCCGCAGAUGACGCGGAGCAACAGCGGCGAUGACGACGACUGGUGGCCGCAGCUCAAGGUCCGCGAGCACAAUCUGGCGGCCGAGGACAUGGCGCAGAUGUUCAACGACCCUGAAGGGGGUCAGACCCAGUUUCUAGUCGAAGCCUCACCGGCAGUGGUCUUUGGCGAGCUGCUCAACGCCGUGCUCGAUGUGACCGACUCGGAGUUUGGCCUCAUUGCCGAGGUUAUCUUGCACGAGGGCAAGCAAGUGCUCUUUACGCGCGCGGUGACGAACAUUGCGUGGUCGGAGUCUAUCCGGGCGCCGGUUGUGGCCAACUCGCCCGAGACCGAUGAGAGGCGUGCCAAGUCUGGGUUGCCCGAGGGCCACCCUGCUAUUGCGACGUACAUGGGCGUGCCCCUGAUGCACGGAGACGAAGUGGUGGGCAUGAUCGGAGUGGCCAACCGGCCGCUGGGCUACUCGUCGGCGCUGGCAGCGUUUCUGGAGCCAAUGCUUAUCACGGCGGCGAACCUGCUAGUGGCCGAGCAGCAGGUGUGCUCGCGCAAGCUCGCCGAGCGCAAGCUGCACAAGCUCAAGGCACGGCUGGAGAAGCGUGUGGCGAAGCGGACCGCCGAGCUGCGAUCAAGGAACGCCAUGCUGCGGGCAACUGUCAUCCGGCGGAUCGAGAUGGAGCGGAUUGCGGUGUCGUUUGCCAAGUCGCAGGCCUCGUUCCUCGCCAAGAUGUCACAUGAGAUUCGGACACCGCUCAACGGAGUCAUCGGCAUGUCCGAGCUUCUUCAGCUCACCCCGCUCAACGAUGAACAGCGGCAGUUCAACACUACUAUCAAGUCGUCUGCCUCGGAGCUGCAUGCCAUCAUCUCGGACGUGCUUGACUUUUCCAAGAUGGAGGCUGAGAGCAUCAACAUCGAGCACAUUCCGUUUGACAUGCUCGACAUGCUCCAGGGUGUUGCGGCCAAGUUUGAGCCGUCCGCGCAUGACAAAGGCGUCCGGUUCAACGUCAUUGUCGACUUGAAGACCGGCACGACGUUCCGCGGCGACGCAGCACGGCUGCAGCAGGUCCUUACCAACCUCGUCGACAACGCGGUCAAGUAUACGACGACUGGGCGGGUAACGCUACGGACGACGGUCCGCGAGACCGAGCGCAGCGGCGAGAAAGGCGAUUUGUGGCGCCAGGUCCUCGCGCUCACCGUGGCCGACACCGGGUCGGGUAUUUCACCCGACCGGCUGCCAACCCUCUUUGAACCGUACCAGCAGCAGAGCCUCGGCUCGGAGACCGGCCGCAUGCACACAGGCACCGGGCUCGGUCUCGCGAUUUCCAAGAAGCUUGUCGACGCCAUGGGCGGCGAGAUCUUUGUGGCCUCGACGCUCGGCGAGGGCACCUGCUUUACGGUUGCCGUCGGACUCGAGCUCCUUGGUAUCUACUCGAUCUCGUCAACAUCAGUGGCACCUGUGGCCUUGUCAACGCCGGAGCUGCUCUCCGAGCUUGGCUCUGUCUCUGACUCGACCUCGGCCACCGGGACAGACACUGGGCUGUCUGCGGCUUCGGACACAGUCUCCCAGUCUAUGACUGCCUCGUUUUCGGCGUCGGUGUCGCUGCCGACGAUUCCGGAAGGGUGCGUGGUGGAGAACAUCGAGCAGAGUGUACCGUUUAUCAACGCGCGGAUGCUGCUGGGACGAGCGCCGAUCGGUGCGAGCAGUGUUCUUGUUGUUGACGACGACGAGGAGGAGCUGGAUGCGCUGAGUGACAUGCUGCGGGCCAUGGGCAUGGAGGUGACCGCGUUGACGAGUGGGACAGGGGCGAUGCUUGCGGUUGCCAAGAAUAUGGCACAGGUUGCCGGCGGGCUUGCUGAGGCGUUUGACAUCAUUUUGGUCUCGUCGGAGCUCAAGGGCUUUCACGGCGGGGCGCUUGCGGCCAAGAUGCAGCAGAUGCCACAGCCGCCACCGACCAACACCUUGUUUGUGGCGGUUGUGCGGCCGUGCGAGAUGCAUGGCGAACUGACGGAGGUGUUUGACGGCAUGCUUCCGCGGCCAGUCCUCCCGCACAUGCUCAGCAACGCAAUGGCGAUGCUGGCGCAGGCCGGAUCCUCGCACGAGACGCUUGUCUCGUUCUCGCUCUCGACCGACAUGCUGUCGCAGACGACGCGUAAGGUGGACCUGAGCAAGAUCGACGAGCUUCCAAUUUUGCCGUCGUCUGUCUUUCGGGUCCUUGUGGUCGACGACAACGCGACCAACCUCGAGGUAGCCAAGCUGAUGCUCGCGCGACUGCGGCUUGAGCCAGAACUUGUGGACGACCCUCUGGAGGCUGUCAAGCGGAUCAGCAAGAACGCGUACUCACUUGUCCUGCUCGACUGCUUCAUGCCUGCGCUCUCAGGUUACGAGGUGGCGCAGCAGGUGCGUGCGGCCGAGACCGCGGCGGCAGACGGGCGGCACACCCGAAUUGUGGCCAUGUCUGCGGCCGUGUACGCGGACGAGGUGGAAAAGUGCCUCAUGGCGGGGAUGGACGGGUUUAUUGCCAAGCCACUUGUCCUCGCUACGCUCUACGACAUGCUCAUUCGCGAGUUGAGUGGAUACGCGUCGGCGAUUGCCGGCGAAGCAGCGCGGAUGGCGCUGAUGCGGUCUCGGGCACGGUCGGUGCGAUCGGACCUGUCGGGCUCGAUUGCCCUUGGUGACUUGGGGCUGGCGUACUCGGGCUCGUUCAAGUCGUCGGCGUCGGGUGGUGGCUCUAAGACCUUGUCGUCGUCGCUGUCGCGAGGCCACGUCGGGAGCGAGCACGACGCGUGGUCUAUGUCAGACGAUGGAAAAUCAUCCGAGGCAUCGCCGCGCGCCAGUGCGAACUCGAGAAGCCUCGAGAAGCCGCAGCCAGACAAGGAUGGGCAGGACGAAGCUGGUGAGAAGAAGCGGAAGAAGAAGCGGAAGAAGAAGCGGAAGAAGAAGCGGAAGAAGAAGCGGAAGCGGAAGAGGAGACAGAACAAGAGCAAGGCUAUGUUCUCGUCGCUGUCGUCCGGGACGUCGUCGUCAUCGUCGUCCGCAGACGGGUCUGAGUCGGCGACGUGGAUCUCGCAGUCGCUGACUUCAGGGACCAUCUUUAACAAGGCGCUCUUUACCGGCAACGUGCUGUCGCAUCACCAGCAGGUCUCGUCGCCGAGUCCGUCGAAGAGGACGCGCGAGAGGCGGGUGAAGCAAUUGCAGGGCAGAAAUAUUUCGGGCGACUCGAUGGACUCGGGCUCGACACUGUUCUCGAUGGAAGGCCACAAAGGCGGGUCGAUGAUGAAGGCAGCAAGCCGAGCGAGCGACGCCAGCUCGCUGUUUUCCGGCCAAGUCCGUGACGCCAAGCAAGCGAAAAAGUCGAGCGUGUUUGAACAUGAGAGCUCAGUCAGCACACUGUCUGAAGGCAUGUUCUCUGAUUCAAACGAGCAGGUAGCGAUGGUGGCGUCGUCGUCGCUUGUCUCGUCUGUUGGGCCGCCGUCGUCACCGAGCGACAAGCGGCAGCGUGUGCGGCACACGGUGGGCCUCAUUCCGCUUGGACGAUCGGUCAAGACGCUGCCUGGUGGAGUCGGGCACGGAGCCGAGGAGAAGGAGGAUCCAGAUGAUGGUGGGCAAGGCGGCGAGGUGGAGGACAUGGACGGCGUGGAUCUGACGUGGUUGUAUGUAGUGGGCAUUGUUCUUGUUGCGGUUGUGGCCAACCAGCUUUUGUAG